Molecule: messenger RNA, 2553 nt
Organism: Plasmodium fragile
Lineage: Eukaryota; Apicomplexa; Aconoidasida; Haemosporida; Plasmodiidae
Exons: 9
Coding region: 1-2553 (850 amino acids)
Biological process (GO): cytoplasmic stress granule assembly
Cellular component (GO): cytoplasmic stress granule
Molecular function (GO): RNA binding
Source: RefSeq, a predicted model, not a curated record
AUGAAGAAAGCAGGACAGGGCAAAUCGUCAGACGCGCACAGGAGCGUCAACCAAGAGAGGCUGGCCUACGUGAUGUGUUGCCUCGUAGGGAACGAGGUAAACGUAUAUAUGAAGGAUGGAAACGAAGUUAAAGGAUUAUUUCACGCAUAUAAUUAUGCAAAUAAAGGAGAACAAAAACAAGGUGAUAUUUCCUUAAAUUAUGCUAGGGUUCAGCCUAAGAAGGAGAGAGUUAGCGGCCCAAUAAACAAAGCAAUGAUCAUUCCGGAAAAUAUGUAUAACAUUAUUGUUGGGAAAAAUAUGAACCUAGAAUUGAAAGACCCAGAUGGGGUACAACAUAUAAAAGGGCGAUUUCAAAUUGAUACAGAUAUUUCGGAAAAAAAAAAAAAAUAUAAUUUUAAUAGUGCCAAUAGAGAGUUGAAGAGGUGGGUAUGUGAAGGUCCAUUUUACGAUGAAAAUAAAUUAACGUUAGAUGAUAACAUGAAGGAACCAUGGGAUCAAUUCGAACACAACAGGACGUUGUAUGGGGUCACAACAACCUAUAAAGAAGAAUUGUACACCACAAAUUUAGACAUGAACAAAAUUCCACAGCAUGUAAAAAUGCACGCAGAUAAAAUUGCCAAGGAGUUAGAAAACAGAGGAAUGCACCUCGACCCCGAGGAUGCAGAAAGGGACAAUAAAGAAUUGGACGAAGAAGAUUUAUUUGGAGCCGUUAGACAAAAUAAAGAUAAGUUCGGAAAUUUUUUCAAAGGCAAAAGGGAGGAAGGAAAAAGCAGCCAACCACAUAGUAGGUUUAACCAGUUCGCCCUCAGGGACUUGAAGGAGAAAAUCCGAUCAGUCAAAAUGGACAACGAGAAAAAAUAUCCAACCAACAAGCAGAAAAAAAUAAAUUUCACUGUAUCGGCAAGUGGGGAAGACGUUGAAAGCAGCGAGAAAAAUAAUGAUUCAUCAAAGAAGGAAGAAGGAAAAAGCUCAGAGUGUAUUGGAAUCAAUGCCCUAAAUUUGGAACCAGCUUUGCCAAGACUUGAUGAAAAAACCCGAACGGAAUGGAUCAUGUUCAAGAAUAAAGCAAAUAAUAAAAUUGUCAACAAAAAGGACAAAUCAACGGAGAAACAAGAAUUUAUAACAGCAGCAAAGGAGUUUAAUGAAAAAUUAGCCAACAAAAUGAGUACACACACGCAGGAAUCGAAGAACGAAGGAAACCUGGACCAGCUGGAGAUGGACAACCCGCCAUCAGAGCUGCAGACAACUGAGUCAAACAUUACAGAUAACAUAAACAAUGACAACGUCGACGAGACAGAUGAGAAUAUAGCUCCCCAAAACGAAAACGCGAGAGUACAGGACAACACUGUAAAUUUGAGCAACUCGAGCCUGCGCCCAUACGAUGCCUAUGUUUUAAACUUUAACAACUGUAGUAACCUGAACAAUUUUAACAACCAGAGUAGCUUGAGCAACAUGAGUAACCUGAACAGCGUUAGCAAUAUGAAUGAUCUACAUGAUUUUAAUUAUGCUAAGCAAUUUAAUAUGAAGCAUGGUAUGAUGGGCCACAACUUGGAGUACCGCCCCAUGGUCGCCCAACUACCCAACACGCCAACACAGAUGUACCCUACGUCAGAUGUGUAUAUGCGAAAAAAUGUCGGAACGAGACCUGUAUAUCAAAAUUUGGACAUGCUGGUGAACAAGUUUCAUAACAAUGUCAACCACCACCACAAGUACCCAUCAUAUAAGAAGUACCAGAAGGAGUUCCACCCCUUUCCGACUCGAACAUUUGCGCCGAAGAAAAACUUCGACUCCCUUAUGAACAACACCUUGAAGAACUCCAAAAUGGAGAACUGCGUAAAGAGCCCCAUCCAUUUCAGAAACAACAAGCAGUAUAGCUACAAAAACGUUUUCGGAGGACCUCCAGCGCAUGCACCUGUGCACAUAUACAAGGAGGGAAAUCAUUUCCCAAGAAACAUACCAGUACAGCCGAACGUGUCAGGCAUUCUGGUAAAUGUCCCUGUGAUACCUGUUGUCCACCCAACAGUUAAUGGACCAUUUGUAGAUAACCACCCUCCAUAUUAUACCCCCUAUGUCAGAGGGCACUACGCGAAUUAUUCAAUUCCUCCCAGUGGAACUGGUGCAUACUAUUAUAACAUCCCUGUAUCCAGUAUGGAUAGUAAUUAUUCUCCAAAUAAAAACAUGAAUUUGUUUACAGCGGGAAAUCCGCAUGGUACAAAUUUGCAUGUACAAUCUCCACAAGUACCAAACGUGCAUGUGCAGACUCCGCAGUUGCCAAAUUUGCAUGCGCAAGAUUCACACAUGAACAUGCCCUUAACGCCAUAUAUACCCCCAACCGUCAACUACGGCGUUAACAGCAGCAAUCCACUGAACAUGAUGAAUAAUUCCACGGUGCCAAAUCCAAACAUUAACAUCCCUCCGUAUCCCCCAGAAUAUGUUGUUGUGAAUACCCCGAAAUAUCCGAGCACACAGACAGUUCCCAUGCCUGUGUAUCCACAGUACCAGUACCAAAAUUAUUAUCCAUCGUCAUCGCCCCAUGGGAUGAAGAAUUCAUAA